This is a messenger RNA of Meyerozyma guilliermondii ATCC 6260, 2382 nucleotides long. RefSeq names its product Hak1p (gene HAK1). Gene Ontology annotation, biological process: potassium ion transmembrane transport. The record is from RefSeq and is a predicted model, not a curated record. Gene Ontology annotation, molecular function: potassium ion transmembrane transporter activity. The coding region runs from base 1 to 2382 and encodes 793 amino acids. NCBI's taxonomy places the organism in Eukaryota, Fungi, Ascomycota, Pichiomycetes, Serinales, Debaryomycetaceae. Gene Ontology annotation, cellular component: membrane. The transcript has a single exon.
AUGAGUAAAACAGGCCCGGAAAUCGACCAAAGAUUUAGCAUGAGAAACGGUGUCGAGUCCUCGGAUGUCAGCAUGAGAGUAGGGAACGUUAGUGACAUCGAUGAGGAGUCUACGGGACCCAUGGAGGUGCCAGAGCCCAAGAAAAACAAAAGUUUUUGGAGGUACACUUUUCCCGCUGCAUUUUCAUCUCUCGGUGCCAUUUAUGGAGACCUUGGAACAUCUCCAUUAUAUGUGCUAAACUCGGUCAAAUACCCUCAUAAAGAACCCACUGAACGAGAUAUCAUCUGUGCGGUUUCGGUGAUCUUUUGGGUAUUCACGCUCAUUGUUAUCGUCAAAUAUGUGGCGAUUGUGCUUUUCUUUGGUCCCAAUAAUGGUGAAGGUGGUCAGGUAGCCAUCUACGCCAAAAUCGCCCGACACCUUAAAAUCGGUCCUAAAGGUGUAACCAUUCCUGGAGCACCGGAAAAAACCGAUCUCGAGCUUCUUUCUCGACAAGAAACCGUGCUGAGCUUUGUUUCAAGUACCAAUAAAGCGUGGAAACAAAAUCCGACAGUGGUGAAAGUGGUCUCGUUUGUGGUUCUAACAGCAUGCUUUCUUGGGUGCUCGUUGAUCAUUUCCGAUGGUCUUUUGACUCCCACAACUUCGGUGUUGAGCGCUAUAGCUGGUAUCCAAAUUGCAAAGCCAGACUUUGACAAUGUUCUUGCGGUUUCUGAGGUGGUUCUUUUGGUGCUUUUUUGUAUCCAGCAGUUUGGAUCCCACAAGAUAUCGUUCACUUUUGCACCCAUAAUCACCCUUUGGCUUUUCGGCUUGAUUAUCUGUGGAUUGUACAAUAUCAUCAAAUAUUAUCCUGCCAUCUUCAAGGCUAUUUCUCCGCAUUAUGCCAUUGAAAUUUUAAAGGCGGGUGGAAUCGACGUCUUUAGUGGUUGCAUGUUGGCUAUAACUGGAACAGAAGCUAUGUUUGCCGACGUGGGACAUUUUGGUCGAGCACCGGUUCAGCUCGCUUUGACUUGUUUCGUGUAUCCAGCAUUGAUGUUGUGCUAUUUUGGACAGGCUGCGUACAUCAUUCAUCAUCCAAAAGCACUUUCAAAUCCAUUUUUCUACUCGAUUCCUGGAGGCACCAAUAGUGCGCCAUACUGGAUUAUGUUCGUGUUGGCUACACUCAGUACCAUCAUUGCCAGUCAGGCACUCAUCUUGGGAGUUUUCAGUAUUCUUUCGCAAUUGAUCAAUUUGGACUGUUUCCCCAACUUUACUAUAAUUCAUGUGUCCAAAUCGCAUGCCGGUAAGGUGUAUCUUCCAAUGGUUAACUGGAUGCUCAUGGUGGGUGUGCUCUGUACCACUGCUGGGUUCAAAAAUAGUAACAAUGUCACCGCUGCUUAUGGAUUGGGUAUCACGCUCGAUCUUUGUUUGACGACAAUUUUGUUGACUUUAUGCUUCAUUUUCGUAUAUCAAGUCAACAUUUUUGUGCUGGCUUUCUUCCUUUUGGUGUUUCUUCCGUUGGAGAUAGUUAUGGUGAUUUCCAACUUGAAGAAAAUCGAACAUGGAGCAUGGUUCCCCAUCAUGAUGGCUGGAAUCUGUUUCUCUUUUCUUUGCUUUUGGCGGUGGGCAAGAGCCAGAAAAGUCGACCACGAAUUCAGUUCGAGGGCUCGUAUAGAUAAUGUUUUUCCAUCUUUGAGACGGACUGCUCAAACCGUCGAUUUGGGCCGCGGAAGAAGCCCUACAAGAAAAGACGAAGACGAAAGCCGUGAAGAAUCUGUGGCAGAAUGGAACGAGAACUUGAUUGUGAAUUCAAAGUUUGGUGAAUUGGCAUUGAAGACAUACGACGGAGUGGCUAUAAUCCAUUGUGAAUCAUCGUACCAGAAUCUCAUGUCUCCAAAUACCGUUCCUGAAUUGUACCAAAGGGUGGUUUCGUCGUUUGCUUCGUUGCCGAGAAUUGUGAUUUUUUGCUCCAAAAGAGCGUUAUCUGUUCCUGUGGUUCCACAAGACGAACGAGUGCUUCUUGGACCUACCAAAAUCCAGGGCCAUUUUCGGUGUGUCUUGCGAUAUGGGUUCACCGAAGAGAUGGUUAUCGAUAAAGAUUUGAUGCAACAUAUUCUCAAGUCUGUGCCUGGAUAUGUUGAGUUGAACGAUAGUCCUCAUCGAGACCAGAUUCCGGUUCCAGUACUUCAUGUUUUCGACAAGAGUGUUGUCAAGUCUCACACCUACUUGAGCAAUCCCACUCGAAAUAUCCUUAGAAAAGCCGGAAGACGGGUGCGUAUUUUUGCCAUAGAGCAUAUCUUCAGUCCUAUCACUUCGAUCUUCAACUUUCACGGGCAGUACUUGAAAAUAGAGGAUGAAGCCGAAGAAACACAGCGCAAGUUGUUCGUUGGAGGAGUAGUUAGAAUCUGA